Messenger RNA from Hemicordylus capensis (graceful crag lizard), 1227 nucleotides. RefSeq names its product alpha-1-microglobulin/bikunin precursor (gene AMBP). The record is from RefSeq and is a predicted model, not a curated record. The transcript has 10 exons. Gene Ontology annotation, molecular function: serine-type endopeptidase inhibitor activity. Gene Ontology annotation, cellular component: plasma membrane; cell surface. Bases 58 to 1128 code for a protein of 356 amino acids. NCBI's taxonomy places the organism in Eukaryota, Metazoa, Chordata, Lepidosauria, Squamata, Cordylidae.
UCCAGGGUCCGAUCAGCUUUGCAGAAGCCCAGUAGAGUUGAGCAAACCACCAGAGCCAUGAAGACCCAAGGUUUCUUCCUCCUGUUCGCUGCGGCCGUCUUCACCUCUGCCAGAGGAAACCCCAUCGAGACUGCAGACAACAUUCCAGUCCAGGAGAACUUCAACGAGACAAAGCUUUACGGGACGUGGUACGACGCUGCUAUUGGCAGCACCUGUGGAUGGAUGAAGAAACAUAAGGACCGGCUCAGCAUGGGGACUCUGGUGAUCGGUCCAGGGAAGACGAGUGCGGAAAUGAGUGCCACCAGCACUAGGAUCAGGCAGGGCCUCUGUAGCGCACACACCACAGACUAUCAGAAGACCAGCGUCCCCGGGAAAUUCACCGCACACAAUCCUAAAUGGGGGGCAAAUAUAGAGACCUACGUGGUUCGAACCAACUACGACGAAUACGCUGUCUUUGUGAUGAAGAAAAACACCACCUAUGGACUCAGCACCACCGCCAGACUUUACGGAAGGAGCCCGGAGCUGCGUGAAGAUCUGGUAGCUGAAUUCCGGCAGUACGCCCUGGACCUGGGGAUUCCUGAAGACUCCAUCUUCAACCUGAUUAAUAAAGGGCAGUGCCAGCCUGGGCCGGCCACAGGUGAACCACAGAUAGGUGAUUCUGCCAGAAAGGAACUUUCUGGGAGGAUGAGGAGAGCCGCCUUACUGGAUGAGGAAGGGUCUGCCGACGGCUCUUUGCCAACUUUUGGAGGCAAUAAAGAAGACCACUGCCUGCUGCCAAAGGACGCCGGCCCCUGCCUGGGGAUGCUCCCUCGGUAUUUCCACAACACCACUUCCGAGACGUGCGAGGUCUUCUUCUAUGGAGGGUGCCUGGGGAACGGCAACAACUUCUUGUCUGAGAAGGUCUGCCUUCAGACGUGCAGGACCGAGGCGGCUUGCCGGCUUCCCAUCCUCCCAGGAGGCUCCUGCAACGCCGAAUUUUGGGGGUUCGACGCCAACCAGGGCAAAUGCAUCACCUUCCGCGGGUGCGGGGGCAACGCGAACAAGUUCUACCUUGAGAAGGAAUGCAAGGAAUACUGCGGAGUCCUCCCUGAUGGGGAGGAGGAGUUCCUCCAGCUGUCACGUCCGUGAGGCUACUGGGGAAAGGUAACGGAGGGAAGGCAAUUACCUGUUUCGAAACUGCCUCCCUGGCCUGCAUCGGGGCGGAAUAAAUACGUUAUUUUACACUGA